UCAGUGUAGAAACAGAACGGGCAGACAACAAAAACUUUGUAGUGGUUGUUUACUUCCAGCAAAGGUUCACGGGAAUGAAACCAUAAAAUGACCCUUUCAAGAAAUUAUGCGGGUUGUAUUUGCAAUUGUGGGAUUAAUGCAUAACGACAUGAAAAAAUAUCUCAGGCUAUAGGCAUCCCUGACGUGCCUACCCACCAAGAAAGUACGAAGACGGCAAGCGAAGCGUCCCGCCGAUACAGGCAUAUGCAACUGUUUUCAGUCUUAUCCUCAAGCUUCAUCUUGAAAAAUCCUAUUUUUUAAUGAUCUUUUCCUCCCUGUUUUCACACUGGUUAGAGAGCUUUCCUGCAGCUUUUCUCAGUCAUCUGUUGCCCAUCUCUCCUCCGCCCACACUCCAGAGCUUUCUGCACCCCAUCUGUCUUGGCCUCCUGAUCUUCUCAUAUUGCCCUAUUUAUCUCUUUGGGUCUACACAUGACCUUUCCUGCACCUCUCUCCCGCCUCCCAUCCCUGGUGUCACUCUCUGGUUUGCCCUCUCACACCUGCUCUUCCUGCCGUCCAGCUGUUUCAGGUGAGUGAUGGAGAUGAGAGAGUGGAGUGUGGUGGCCGGGAGCUUUGCUGGUUUCCAGCUGCUCUUCUCCAUAGUCUGUCCCCUGCUCUCCCGUGCCCUGGCCCCAGGAUACAGCCGCCUAGCCCCUGGCAAGCACACAGAGUGGAACUCCAGGUUGGUUUCCACCAUCCAUGCUCUGAUUGUGGGAUUUUUCUGUCUCUAUAUCCUGUGGUUUGAUGACGCUGUCAACACAGACCCAGUCUGGGGAGAUCCCAGACUUGUGAAGCUCAACGUCGCAAUAACCUGUGGCUACCUCCUUUAUGACCUUCUACUGCUGGCCUGUAACUGGAGCUCAAUGGGAGACAGCUUUUUCGUGUGUCACCACUUGGCGGCGCUCUACGCUUAUGGAUACGUCCUGAGUCGAGGAGUGCUACCCUAUUUUGCCAAUUUCCGUCUCAUUUCAGAGCUCUCCACCCCAUUUGUUAACCAGAGAUGGUUCUUUGAGGUCCUCUUGUACCCGCGCUCGGGCAACCUGGUCGUGGCCAACGGAGUGGCCAUGACGGUGGCCUUCUUCCUGGUCCGGAUCGCCGUGAUUCCCUCCUACUACUCCAAGGUCGUGGCCACCGUAGGGACACCUGCAUUCACACGCCUGGGCCCGGGGCCACAGGUGGCUUGGAUUCUCUCCAGCGUCUGCCUGGAUGUCCUGAACAGCAUAUGGAUGUACAAAAUCGGCAGGGGGCUGUACAAGGUCCUGGCUAAUGUCGUCAGGAAGGGUGAAGGCGGCCGCCCCAUGAAGCAGAACCACCUCUCCGGCUCCCACGUGAACAACCACUCAGACUGAGGGGUGGGAGGCUGAGCAAAGGUGUGAGCCAUUGGAUGCUUUUCUCUUUUUUUUUUCUGAUGAUUUGUGAAAUUGCUGCCAUCAGGUAUCAGUGGAAUCAGUGUCCCAACCUGAAUUUCCCUUCCCUACUCACAGCACAUUUCAUCUUUUACUUCCUGAUGCGCUCUCAUAAUCAGCUUCACGGAGAUGACAGGGAUGUAAAGCAUCUACGCUAUGCUCUCCCUCUUUUCAGCAAUCCCAAACCAAAUCCACUUUAUUGAGGAAUUGAUUCUUCAUGCUAUAUUAGCCUAUGCCAGCCCUGUCACUCCACAUCAAGGUCGUUAUGGGUUGAUUGCUACCUUCUUCUUCCUCCCUUUCAUUACACACACCCUCGUCAAUUUCCUCCCAUCAGACAACCUGCUCUGGAGAGAGCUCUCUGCUGCUUACAACAAAAGGACCUCUGUCAGAUAGUGGGACACAGUACAGUGACCAAGAUGCCUCUUACCCAGCUGCCUUGACUACUGCAUGUGAAAAACUCCUUUUUGUCCAUAGUCUGUACACUUAGAAAAAAGCCAGCUCACAUUUACCAACAUUCACAGGUCCUCAAGGUGUCUAGGCCUUAGAAACAGCCAGAUUUCAACCAGCAGCUUGGACAGAAAGGCAGAAGAACCCUAGAGAAAUGUAAAACUGCACAUGGGUUCAACCAGAUAUAUCUAUUGUGGUGUCCUACAGUGGAGUAUCAGGGGGACUGUUUCCAUUGCCCAUAUGUUUCUGCUCUGAGAUGGGAAAUAUCUUUUCUUAACCCCAAUGAUGUAUUCUAGAAAAGUCAUGACCCAGAUCUUAAGUUUAUUAACUGUUAGGUAAUUUCCUACUCUCUUUAGCCCAUCACACUUAGCCCUUGUGAGUUCUUCAUUCAUUUAUAAAAAACACAAAACGUCCUCAGGAUCUCUGAAUGUAACCGUCCAUGCUGUUUAUCUGGUAUUAUUAUUUUGCUCCUAUUUCAUUCUUUUUACACCUAUAAAUUGUCACAGUGUUUCACAUAGUCCUUGCCUUGACAAGCCUAGUGCUUCUGCGGCAACACGUUGUGAGACAUUGUUGUAUUAUUGAUGCAAAAAAGUUGCAUUUCUCCGUGGGAUGCCCGUUCUCAGUGUUACAAAAGCAAAAGCGUCAGUCAUACCAUGGGCAUAUCACAGGAGACUGAGAGGAACAUUAAAUGUAACGUCUACACUUCAUCCUUAACUUUGAGCAACAAAGUGAAACAAUUAGAUUUUUUAUUAUUCUAGUUCCUUAUUAUGAGGUCAUAUAUUGGCUUCUUUCUUUGCUUAUAUUUUCUCUUCAGAGUUACAUACAUCAUACAUCAUAGCAUUUAGUUUUAAGCCCCCUACCCCCAAGUAUUCACAUAAAGUCAUGUGUUGCCUUAAGGUGCUUCUCAGUCUUCAGCCAUGAAAAAUGGAUUUACCAUUGGAACCAGUAGUGAGAUUUAUGUUUUUUAAUCAUAGUUUUUGAUCACUUGUAAAUAAUGGUUCAGAAGUAUAGGUGCUUUGUGAAUGUAUCAGGUCUGUUUUGUUUAUUACUAUGAUCAGAUGGAAUUUAGCUUUCACUAAAUUACAGAUCAUUAUGUCUCUUUGGCUGCAGACAUCUAAUGAAGUAAGUUCCCAGAAUUAGAAUGGUCUGGGUCCCUUCAGCACUCAGUUUUAAAGGUACCCUGAUCUGAAUAAGAUCUUUUUGGGUGCUGAUGUAAGAUGACCUACAAACCCUGCUAUGGGUCUUGUGCCUUUAAACAAACAGGAACUUCAAUGCAGCCAAGCAGAGAUUAACAGUUUUCUUUUAAAGCAGGUGUUGUUUUCAGUGUUUUUACUCUGUUUUCUAUACAAGUACUCUAUACUGUAAAUGACUGUCCAUACAUUCUUUCAUUAAUUUUGGUCAAAUGAUAUCUGGAUGGGAAGGAACUGGAGGAAGCAGAUUGUGUCUAUGAACAGUUACUGUACAUCUUACACAAAAUGCUGAUUACCAAUGUGAAGAGGUGGGUAGGAGGUCCACAGAUGAAAAUGUCUUUUGAAGGGGCUAAGAAAUUCCCUAGGUGCCGGCAUUGUGUCUGGGGAGCUCUGGGGAGCCCCAUAUUGCUACUCUGAUCUGUAGAAAGGACAUGUUCUGCUGAUACCUCUUCCUCUUACUGAAGCUGGGGUGCAAGCCUUUAGUUUAUAAAGAGGAGAAAAAGCCCCGUGGAACUCUUAUAGCAAUAUUAUCUUAUGCUGUAGGCCGAGGGUGCCAAACCCAAUUCCUUCAUUCACUUUGCUGUAGUCUUCGCUCUUAAUUUACCAGCCCAGUUGGUCACGUUGUUUGGCAGUUUGUUAAAUACGAUGUGAUGGCUAUUCUCAAAUAUUUUGCCGUAGCGUAUUUUGGGAAGUGCAUUAGGGUAAAAGUCAUAUGGCUAACACCUAAUUGGACCAGCAAAGCCAGGGGAAUUGGCUGAAACAGAAACCAGCAUAGUCACCGUCCCAGUAGGAAUUGAGUUUGACACCACUGUUAUAAAUGAGGCCAUUGGGAGCUGUAUGCGUCUCUGGUGGUUUAUGUGGAGUGGGCCAGUCCAGUCUCUCCCUCUGGUUUCCUGUGGCCCAUACAGCUGAUUGAGUUUAAAAAAGGAUAGCACAAGAGGCAAAUGUAUUAUGCCCACUCCAAAAUACAGUUAGCAUUAUGGUGCUUAUUAAUAUGAGACUAAUGUGAGGGGUAGUUUAAUUACCUAUAGGCUAUAUUUUUGAUAAAUUUACAGAAUUUAAAGCUGCAUUAAAUAAAAUGGAAAGGAAGUAAAGACUUCCAUGCCAUUACUGAUCAAAAGCACACCACGGGCUUUGGCAUUAAGAUCACAAAUGACUAUGAUGUGUACAGUUGUAUUUAGUACAUGAUAUCUUAAAAUCAUGGAGACGGUACAGUAUUGUGAAAGGGCAUGCAGUCCGUAAACCCUGGGAUGGUUGUGGUUUGUGUGGUCCACACCGUUAUACUUACAGUCUGGAGGGAAACACAAGCCACCUGGGGUUAAGGAAUGGUUUUUCCCCCGUAGCUCAGGAAAUUUUCACCUUUUGCUUCUGCAUGUGUUCUGCAUCAAGGAAACCGU
Megalops cyprinoides (Indo-Pacific tarpon) is the source of this 4476-nucleotide messenger RNA. Its product is annotated as TLC domain-containing protein 4-B-like. The record is from RefSeq and is a predicted model, not a curated record. Gene Ontology annotation, biological process: lipid homeostasis. NCBI's taxonomy places the organism in Eukaryota, Metazoa, Chordata, Actinopteri, Elopiformes, Megalopidae. The coding region runs from base 573 to 1385 and encodes 270 amino acids. The transcript is spliced from 7 exons. Gene Ontology annotation, cellular component: endoplasmic reticulum; membrane.